GCCGGUACUGUGUAAGUCAUUUGGGCGUGGCUGGGAAAUAUCUUGACGUGAGCUAAAAUCAGCUCAGGCUUCACUCGCUCAUCUCGGAAACUGUCAGGUAGCCUGCAGCGGCUUUAGAUGUUAGGUCAAAGACGCAGUGCGUGGCCAAUAAGUGUCACAAUGCGUUUUUAAGCGCAACCCCCUUAAAAAAGGUGACCUCGAAGGUUCCAUGCCAACAGUUUUGCUUAAUUGUACAAGAAGACGCCAAGUUGCAUUUGGCACUCACUUGAGUGUUACACACCCGCUGCUCACACCUUGGCCCACACAAUUGGCGUCACUGCAAAGCAAACCGACCGGGCUUCAUUCCUCAAGUCACAUCUCACCGCAGUUGCAUGGCGAGGCGCAGUUGGUCAGCUUGACAAAAAAGAAAUAACACAGUAAAAUUCCAGCUUUAGCUCCAGAUAUAGCAGCGUUACGCAUGUGGGGCCCAUUGUUGUGCUCACGGCCCGGAGCAGUCGACAUCAGAACAGGAGGAUGCUGCUGAGGCACGGCGGCCACCUGACAGCAACCUACAAACUUUGAUAUCUGUGGACAUAAAAGCGAAGCAGACCAACCAUGAGGGACAGACUAACUCACCUCCAGGAGCUGUCCAGCGGCCCCAUGGAGCCAAUGGAGUACGCGGAGUCCGUUGUCUCUGACUCCUUCAGUAAUGUUGACCUGGAGGAUGAGUUGCCUCAUGAAGCAGUGGUGUUUAGCGACAACAGCCCUGCUCUGGGCGAAAUCUUUGCCCAGGCACAAGGUAUCCACAAAGACAUCCAGCUCAUCCGCCUGGAAGUUAAGAGGCUUCGUGAGCAGAACUCCCGCAUGUUCCAAGCCACCACCACCAUGAGCACCAUUAAAAAGGACUCUAACACUAUUGGAGCUGAUAUCAAGGCGCGAGCUGAGGAUGUGCUAGCACGUCUACAUAAAAUGGACGACAUGACGCAGAAACUAGAAGAAACGCACGGCACAAAUUCUGCUGUGACACGUAUCGCCAGAACCCAGUACGCCUGCCUCAGUAAUGGCUUUCGCGAUGCGAUGUUUGACUACAAUGCGGCCGAGAUGAGCCACCGUGAAAGCUGUAAAGCCCAGAUCCAGAGGCAAAUGGAGAUAAUGGGGCGCGAGGUGACGGGAGAGGAGGUGGAGGAGAUGAUUGAGAAAGGUCAGUGGAACAUCUUCAACGACAACAUCGUGACUGAAGGCAGAACGGCGCGCUCGGCUCUGUCCCAGGUUGAGAAACGGCACCAGGAGCUGCUGGAGCUGGAGAGCCGCAUCAAGAGCAUCCAUGAGAUAUUCCUGGACAUCGCCAUGCUGGUAGAGGAGCAAGGCCCCAUGCUGGACUCUAUCCAGAACAACGUUCAGAAAACUGAUGCUGUCAUGCAGGAUGUCCUCUUCAAACUUGGCAAGGCAAAACGCCAUGACAGCAAGAACCCGUUUAGAAAGAUGUUUUGCAGCUGUUUUCCGUGCGUCGACUAAUCAGUACAACAGGAUGACAAAGACGAUGACAUCUAGCUCUUAGGAUAUUCAAAAUGUUCAACGUGUCACGAAAAUGUUAUUUUCACAAUAUUUAUCAUCACGGUCUUUGUAGUAGCCUAAUAUUUUCUCAGAGAGUAAAAUGAAGGUUUGAGGGAAAGGGUUCAAACUGCUUGGUUUAAAUGCAAAAAUUCUUGGGUUAAACUUCAUAAAACUCUAUUUAUGUAAUUCCUUGAUUUUUAAUGUCUGUAGUAAAGGUUUGAGACAUAACCUGUGUCAAAUAACAAUGACCUAGGCAUGAUGCAUACUUGAAACAAAUGGUACGUGAAGGUAUUUUUCAGCUUGCUCAGGUUACACAUUUACUAAUAACUAGCUUUCAGGUAUUUUUAUACAAUUUCUGAAAGUUCCAUUAAAAUAACCUUGAAGAAAUGUUUGGUUUGUCACUACACAUCUUAGCACCAAUACCAUGGAUGUUGUGGCUGAAGUAAAACAGAGGGUACCGGUAACGAAGCAGUUUAACAGGGAUAUAACUUCUGCAGGGAUUGUACUAGUGAUGCACCAUGCGCGCUACCUUAUUUUAACUUCUGCAUAUUAAAAUGUUUUUGUCUGUCUUAUGUGAUUUCUCUUACAAGUAAAUAUAAAAUAUAUUAAAUAUAA
Molecule: messenger RNA, 2148 nt
Organism: Oreochromis aureus
Lineage: Eukaryota; Metazoa; Chordata; Actinopteri; Cichliformes; Cichlidae
Product: syntaxin-11-like
Exons: 2
Coding region: 595-1494 (299 amino acids)
Biological process (GO): synaptic vesicle fusion to presynaptic active zone membrane; intracellular protein transport; exocytosis
Cellular component (GO): synaptic vesicle; plasma membrane; presynaptic active zone membrane
Molecular function (GO): SNAP receptor activity; SNARE binding
Source: RefSeq, a predicted model, not a curated record